GUCCAAGUAUGAACAUGAUUUUCCAAAUCAUAGAAGUGAAAUGCGCGUAGAGUCAAAGUGCGUUGUGUUGAGACUUUGUGGUUUCUGGUAUUAGCGAUUCAGAUACUUCUUAGUUUUGCCGCAGAAGCUUCAACCAUUGUCAACCAAGUAAAGAACAGGUUCUGUGGAUUGAAGAGCUUUGAUUUUAGCAACCACAAUUUACAAGACAUACCAAGUUGAAAUCUAAUUCAUCUCCUGCAAUUUAAUGACAUCUCAUCCUUAAUUUUAUUUGUCUGAUUUUGAUGACUAAACAGAAACCAUACAUGGUCAGAGUUAAUCUUCAUCUUUCCUAUGUACUAUUGCUCAUUUACUUCCUUUUUUGGGUCUUGAUUAACACUACAAAAGCUGAUGAUAUUGGUGUUUAUUGGGGCCAAAAUAGUGAUGAGGGAACUCUUGCUAAUACAUGUGAAUCAAGAAAGUACUCCUAUGUAAACAUAGCAUUCCUUACCACAUUUGGAAAUGGUGAAACCCCGGUACUAAACCUGGAAGGACAUUGUAAUCCUUCUUCAAAAGGGUGCACUGGUCUUAGCUUAGAUAUCAAAAAUUGCCAGAAGCAAGGGAUCAAGGUCCUGCUCUCGAUCGGAGGAGUAUCCAGUACAUCCCAAUUGACUUCUUCUAAAGAUGCUAAAAAUGUUUCUGAUUAUCUCUGGAACAAUUUCUUGGGUGGUAAGUCAUCUUCGCGCCCUCUUGGGGAUGCAGUGUUAGAUGGGAUAGAAUUUAACCCAGGUGAUAAUGGAUACUCAAUAUACUGGAUGGACCUUGCGCGUUAUCUCAAGUCCAACUCAACACAAAAUGUGUCUAUAGGUGCAGCUCCUCGAUGCCCCCUUGUUAGUGCUGAGAACUCUACCUUUAGUAGUGGAUACUUCGAUUAUCUUUCAGUACAAUUCUACAACAAUCCUCCAUGCAAUUUUGUGAGUAGCAGUACUAGUGGCUUCAUAAAUGCAUGGCACCAAUGGAGCAAUUUGAAAGUGAAGAAAAUAUUUCUGGGGUUGCCAGCAUCUUCUGAUGAAGCUGCAUCUGGCUAUAUUCCUGCAAAUUUGUUAAAUUCUCAGGUCCUUCCUAUCAUAAGGAACUCAUCUAAUUAUGGAGGCAUAAUGUUGUGGGACAGAUACAGCGAUGUUAAGAGCAGAUAUAGUGAUUCCAUCAAAUUCGAUACAGGAGACCAAGCAUCCACACCUGCCGAAAUGAACAAAACUCACACAGAAGGGAAAGCACCCAUUCCUGUGGAAAGCAUCAAACCUCAUGCAGGAAAUGGAAAACGCCAUCUAGUUAUAAGGAUAGUUAUUGGCGUGGGAGCUGCCAUUACAAUAUGUUUAAUUUGCUACUUGAGCUGUGUAUGUUGGAGGAAGUACAAAGCAGAAGUGGAUACAAGAAACAGGCAAAGGAAGCUAAUACAUGACAUUGGAGGUGCUGCAAUGCUUUCCAGGAUGAAUUACAUAGCAAAAAAGUUUAAAAGAGAGGCUAAUGCAGGCGAUGAGAUUGAAAUAUUCAGUUUUGAAAGCAUGGUCGCUGCUACAAACAAUUUCUCAAGCUCAAAUAAGCUUGGUGAAGGAGGAUUUGGGCCCGUUUAUAUGGGUAGAUUGACAAACCAACAAGAAAUUGCGAUAAAGCGACUCUCUAAAAGUUCGGGGCAAGGGUUAACAGAGUUUAAGAAUGAAGCUAAACUCAUUGCAAAACUACAGCACACUAAUCUUGUGAAGCUUACUGGGCUCUGCAUCCAAAGAGAAGAGAGAAUGUUGGUCUAUGAGUACAUGUCCAACCGAAGCUUAGACUUACACUUAUUUGAUGCAGAAAGAAGGAACAUUUUGGAUUGGGAAAAGCGGCUAAACAUUAUAGAAGGCAUUGCUCAAGGACUAUUAUAUCUUCACAAGUAUUCAAGGCUAAAAGUGAUUCAUCGUGAUUUGAAAGCCGGCAACAUAUUACUUGACGAUGAGAUGAAACCUAAGAUAUCGGAUUUUGGCAUGGCUAGAAUACUAGGACUAACAGGUUCUGAAGAAAAAACAAACCGAAUUGUUGGAACACAUGGUUACAUGUCUCCAGAGUAUAUGUUAAAUGGCGUCGUCUCCCCAAAAGUAGACGUUUUCAGCUUUGGCGUAUUGCUGCUAGAGAUUCUCAGUGCAAAAAAGAAUAACUCCUCUUACAACCCUGAUUUUCCACUACUCAAUCUAAUUGGACAUGCAUGGAAGUUAUGGAAUGAAGGUAAAGCUCUAGAGCUAAUGGACCAUGGAUUAAAUGAAACAUGCAACCCUAAAGAAGUAUUGAGAUGUAUCCACAUUGGCCUAUUGUGUGUGCAAAACGUUCCAACAGAUAGACCCACAAUGGUUGAUGUUGUCUCUUUUUUGUCAAAUGAUGCUAUCCAACUUGCUCAGCCAAAGCAGCCAGCAUUCUUCAUCAAUGUUGAUACAAACCAACAACAAUUGCAUACUAACACAAGAGAAAUUUUCUCCAAAAAUAGUUUAACAUUAUCUUAUGUGGAUGGCAGAUAAAACAUGGCAAUUUGAGGAACAUUUAGAUAAUUAAUUAGUGCAGGGGCAAAGUUACUCUUCAUUCAUAACUGUUUCAUGCUUUUCGCUGAGGAAAAAAAAUGGGUUAAUUAUUGUGUACAAAGCCGAUCAACAUAUAGACUUACUAUGAUAGUUGUUGUCAUUAAUUUUUCAAAUGGUUACAUAGAUGUUGUCACUUAUCUUUUGAAUGAUAUUGCCGAAAUACUAACAUUGUGGAUAACAAAGAAGGGUGCUACUCCAUAAAAAG
This is a messenger RNA of Arachis stenosperma, 2790 nucleotides long. Its product is annotated as G-type lectin S-receptor-like serine/threonine-protein kinase CES101. The coding region runs from base 282 to 2525 and encodes 747 amino acids. NCBI's taxonomy places the organism in Eukaryota, Viridiplantae, Streptophyta, Magnoliopsida, Fabales, Fabaceae. The transcript has 11 exons. The record is from RefSeq and is a predicted model, not a curated record. Gene Ontology annotation, molecular function: ATP binding; protein kinase activity. Gene Ontology annotation, biological process: carbohydrate metabolic process; protein phosphorylation.